AUUACUCACCAGGACAGGUCAGUCUUUAAAUUACCAACACUGACUCUUGAAGAUUACCAAGGGUAAUUUCAGUUUUGAAUGCUCAUGACAGAGGACAUAAAGAAAAAGGAGGUUGAAAAUGGGUAAAAUCUUAAUAUGAAUCCGUCAUUGUUGCUGUGUGGCAUGGUGCUCUGUUUAGCCUGCUGUGUCACGGUACACACACACAUGCUUAUGGAGGAACAACACAACUCCAACCAAACAUCCAUCAGCUUCCAUAUGUUAAACCAAACAGAUGCACCUCCUGUCCUCAUAGUCGGCUUGUCAAAAACACCCAUGAAGAACAAGAAAUCGGAAAAGAAACCAAAAAAGAACAAAUUCAGCGCGCGUGAUAAGAAACCUCUGCCGCCGCCGCCGCCGAACUGUGUGCCGUUGUGGGGCAGCUGCAAGACGCCGAGCGCGGUGUGCUGUGAGCCGUGCGCCUUUUGUCACUGUCGCAUGUUCAAGACCGUCUGUUACUGUCGCAUGGGUUACCCGAGAUGCUGAAAACCCUCUGUCUCAUGGAGGAUCAUUUGGAGUUCCAAAUGUUAAAGGCUUCCUUUUAAACCCCUGUGGGAUUAUCCAUGCAUAAACGCCACGGUCCGAUUAUUCGGAUAUUUCCUGGCCAGACAUUCUGACAGCUCGUCAGAAGCGAUUGGAGAUAGUGAGGAGCGACUUUGGUGCACAAAAACACAUUUGAACUGCUUAUAAAUGUAUUUUAAAAAUGUCAGACAUUUUAUAACAGUUUAUAAAUCAUUGUCUAAAGACAUGAGAGCAUAUAGCAUAUAAGAGCCUCAGAUCGUAAACAAACUUGUCCCGAGAGUUUGAUAAAGUUUUUCAAUCAGCCGUUAACUCUGUCGACGGUCUUGUUGUGAGACACAAGCCGAACAGGAAAACUAUGUCAAUGGGAAUAGUAAUGUUUGAUCGAACACAUUUCUGUGUUAUAAACACUUUGCUUAUACAAAGUGACAACCUGACUCAGUCUAACAUUUACACCCUUAAUAUAUUCAUUUAAAAUCUGCCUUUAUAAUUUGGUUGAACCAGGGUUAAAAUGUAUGUCUAAAUGUGUGUUCAUUGUCUAUACUUGUUUACCAAGAGCUAUUACAAAAAUAUGAUAAUAUUGUCAUUUAAGUUUGGAGAAUAAAAUAUUAAACACAAAAUUAUUUGAAUGCAGUUUUGAACUAAGGGUUUCAAAAUAACAUACAAAAAGCACUUUUAGGGAAAGCAAACAUUUAUUGAAUUUUGACAAAAAAUUCUGUAGUUAAGAUAUAGCUCUUUCAACUACUACUUCAAUUGACAGCCCUGGUCUCCCUAUAAAUAUACAAUGUGUGUGUAU
Messenger RNA from Xyrauchen texanus (razorback sucker), 1351 nucleotides. RefSeq names its product agouti signaling protein 1 (gene asip1). Gene Ontology annotation, cellular component: extracellular region. The transcript has 4 exons. The record is from RefSeq and is a predicted model, not a curated record. Bases 136 to 522 code for a protein of 128 amino acids. Gene Ontology annotation, biological process: hormone-mediated signaling pathway; positive regulation of melanin biosynthetic process; melanosome organization. Lineage: Eukaryota; Metazoa; Chordata; Actinopteri; Cypriniformes; Catostomidae. Gene Ontology annotation, molecular function: neuropeptide hormone activity; melanocortin receptor binding.